AUGUUGUUCGGCCUUCUUUCAUCAUCUCUGCUGCUGGCAGCUACCACCUCUGCGCUUCCUGCUGAGGUAGAACCUCGCGCAACAAACCAAUACCUGACCAACUCUCAUACGGCUAUCACUGAACUUCAGACCUUCUACAACUCUCCUCGCCCUGGCUUCUGGAGCGCUGGCUGGUGGAACACUGCCAAUUGCCUCACUCUGCUUGCCGACCUGCGCGCAAAGGACAGUUCAUCUUUCCUGACAUCCAUCACUGACGGCGCCAACGGUGUUUUCACACACACCUUGAACAGCCAGGGUAAAGACUCAACCGGAGCCCUCAACUGGGACGACUUCUUCGAUGAUCAGUUGUGGUGGGUCAUUGCACUGAUCAAGACCUACGAUGUCACCAAGAACACAAGCUUUCUCAAGACUGCAAAUGUCACCUUUGCCUCUGUCAACUUGAACAACAAGCCCUCCAACAACCCUUGCGGAGGCCUUGCCAAUGCUUACCCUUCUGAGAAGUAUUUGGUCAAGAGCAGCACUAUCGCUACUGUUCUCUACGUGGAGGCUGCAGCUUUGCUGGCUGUCCGCUACCCAGCUCAGAGCAACUACUUCAUCAACCUGGCCAAAACUCAGUGGAGCUGGCUGUCCAAGAACAUCCUCAUCAACGGUAUCAUGCAAGGAGAUUCCUUGACCGGCAGUCCUCCUUCAUGCGGCAACAACCACGCCUUCUUGACUUACAUCGAAGGCGUGGCCUUGCAAGCUCUAGUUGCCCUCUAUCACGCCACCAACGAUGCAUCCUACCUCACCACCGCCGAUACUCUAGCCACCGAGCUUCUGUCGGGCAAAUACGGCAUGAUGGACUCGAACAAAAUCGCUCAAGAGUUCUGCGACGCAGACUUGUCUUGCAACCCCGACGAAGCACAGUUCAAGGGUAUUAUGAUGAGAGGUCUGCGUACUCUGCGCGAUGCAAAGCCUUCUGCUGCAGGAGGUCAGAUCCAGAGCUUCUUGACUAAGAACGCGGAUAGUAUUUGGAACAACAGCAGACAGAGUGGUACUAACUUGCUUGGAGAGAAGUGGGCUGGUCCUUUUGCGCUGGGAAGUGGUCAGGCUUUGCAGUUGAGCAGUCAUAGUUCGGCUACUAUGGCUUUGGUGCAGGCUGCUUUGGCUAGCAUGUAA
Molecule: messenger RNA, 1158 nt
Organism: Aureobasidium melanogenum CBS 110374
Lineage: Eukaryota; Fungi; Ascomycota; Dothideomycetes; Dothideales; Saccotheciaceae
Exons: 1
Coding region: 1-1158 (385 amino acids)
Biological process (GO): carbohydrate metabolic process
Source: RefSeq, a predicted model, not a curated record